AUGAGCCCCUCCGCAGUCGAAGGUAACGGAGUCGCAGACGUCAAGACGAACCUCAAGCCCAACGUUGGUGUUUAUACCAACCCCAACCAUGAUCUCUGGGUCGCUGCCGCCGAACCUUCUGCCGAAGCUGUCAAGUCUGGGUCUGACUUGAAGCAUGGCGAGGUCAGUGUAGCUAUCCGAAGCACUGGUAUCUGCGGUUCUGAUGUUCACUUCUGGCACGCCGGUUGCAUCGGUCCUAUGAUCGUCGAGGGAGACCACAUCUUGGGACAUGAAUCUGCCGGAGAAGUCAUCGCCGUGCACCCAUCUGUCAGCCAUCUCAAGGUUGGCGACAGAGUCGCCGUCGAGCCCAACAUUCCUUGCGGUACCUGCGAGCCCUGCCUGACUGGCCGAUACAAUGGUUGCGAGACCGUCCAGUUCCUGUCUACCCCUCCUGUCCCCGGCAUGCUCCGUCGAUACAUCAACCACCCUGCUGUUUGGUGUCACAAGAUUGGAAACAUGUCAUAUGAGAAUGGUGCUCUUCUCGAGCCUCUCAGUGUUGCUCUUGCAGGCAUGCAGAGGGCUGAGGUUCGCCUCGGAGACCCUGUUCUGAUCUGCGGCGCUGGACCUAUCGGAUUGAUCACACUACAGUGCUGUGCCGCCGCCGGUGCUUCACCCAUUGUCAUUACUGAUAUUUCAGAGAGCCGAUUGGCAUUCGCCAAGGAGCUCUGCCCCCGCGUUAUCACACACAAAGUCGAGAGACUCUCUGCUGAGGAUUCCGCAAAGGCCAUUGUCAAGAGCUUCGGCGGCGUGGAGCCCACCGUAGCUAUGGAGUGUACUGGUGUCGAGAGCAGCAUCGCCGCUGCUGUCUGGUCUGUCAAGUUUGGCGGCAAGGUCUUCAUCAUUGGUGUUGGAAAGAAUGAAAUUAACAUUCCUUUCAUGCGCGCAAGUGUUCGAGAGGUCGACAUUCAGCUACAAUACCGAUACUGCAACACCUGGCCCCGAGCCAUCCGCCUGAUCGAGAACAACGUGGUUGAUCUUUCCAAGUUGGUUACCCACAAGUACAAACUUGAGGAUGCCAUCAAGGCCUUUGAGACGUCGGCGGAUCCUAAGAGCGGGGCGAUCAAGGUCAUGAUCCAGAGCUUGGAAUAA
Fusarium coffeatum is the source of this 1128-nucleotide messenger RNA. RefSeq lists its product as uncharacterized. The record is from RefSeq and is a predicted model, not a curated record. NCBI's taxonomy places the organism in Eukaryota, Fungi, Ascomycota, Sordariomycetes, Hypocreales, Nectriaceae. The transcript is spliced from 2 exons. The coding region runs from base 1 to 1128 and encodes 375 amino acids. Gene Ontology annotation, molecular function: L-iditol 2-dehydrogenase (NAD+) activity. Gene Ontology annotation, biological process: D-sorbitol catabolic process.